CCUGCUGCCAUUGACUAAAACCGAGAGGAGGCAUCCUGCGGGGAAAAAGCAUCAAACAGCUUUUACGCGUUUGUGUCCAUUCAGACGGUUAUUUCUUAUAUCUGACGGGUUUCUUUUUUUAUUUUUAAUACAUGAAGGCUCAGUGACCAUGAGCAGCAGCAUGGUCACAGUCUAAUGUCCGUGGACGCGUGUAGGAUCAUUUAUGAUUUACCGAGAUGAUAUGAAUGUCAAUCGGUCAAGGUCCGCGCUCCCAAUGCAACAGCCACGGCUGGAUCAUCUAGCGUCUGCUGGGAAACAUCUGCCGCAAGCAUUUGGAUGAAUUUCUUUUCUAUAUAUUUGUGUUAUUAAUAUAUGCUGGUAAGAGGCUUGAGAUUGUCUGUGUGUGAGAAAGCAGCGUGGGACUGUGGGAAUGACAUGAUGCAGUAAAGACGGGAAACUGGAAAUAAUAAUGGAUCAGAAAACAAUGAUGAUGUGACUGCGACACUUUAAAAAGAAAAUGCUGGUGCAGAAAUCUUUCUUAUUACUGAUAUAACAGCUGAUAUAAACCCAAAGAAGGACCGAGGACACCAUGUCGGCGGUGAUGAUAACACGGAAGGUGCGAAAAUGGGAGAAGCUCCCGGGGAAAAACACUUUCUGCUGCGACGGCCGGGUGAUGAUGGCCCGGCAGAAGGGAGUCUUCUACUUGACUCUGUUCCUCAUCAUCGGGACCUGCUCUCUCUUCUUCGCCUUCGAAUGUCCAUACCUGGCUGUCCAUCUAUCUCCUGCCAUCCCAGUUUUUGCCGCCCUGCUCUUCCUCUUUGUCAUCGCCAUGUUGCUGAGGACCAGCUUCAGUGACCCUGGAGUGCUGCCACGGGCUCUUCCAGAAGAAGCCACGUUCAUCGAGAUGGAAAUCGAGGCUGCCAAUGGGAACGUCCCCGCAGGCCAGCGCCCUCCACCUCGCAUCCGCAACGUUCAGAUCAACAACCAGAUCGUCAAGCUCAAGUACUGCUACACCUGCAAGAUCUUCCGACCACCUCGAGCAUCUCACUGCAGCAUCUGUGACAACUGCGUCGACCGUUUUGAUCACCACUGUCCAUGGGUAGGCAACUGUGUGGGCAAGAGGAACUACCGAUACUUCUACAUGUUCACCCUGUCGCUCUCCCUGCUCACCAUUUAUAUCUUCACCUUCAACAUCGUCCACGUGGUCAUGCGUUCAGUGGAUAAUGGCUUUUUGAACACUUUGAAGGAAACACCUGGAACUGUGCUGGAGGUGUUGGUGUGUUUCUUCACCCUGUGGUCGGUGGUGGGACUGACGGGCUUCCACACCUAUCUGAUCUCUCUCAACCAGACCACCAAUGAGGACAUUAAAGGAUCCUGGUCGGGGAAGAACAGAGUGCAGAACCCAUACAGCCACAAGAACAUCAUCAAAAACUGCUGCGAGGUGCUCUGCGGGCCGACGUACCCGAGCGUCUUGGACAGAAGAGGAGUGAUGCAGGAAGACUCUGCUGUUUCUGCUACGUCUGCUGCACCCUCCUCCUCCAGCAGUAGCAACCCAGUGUCACAAACCACAAAAACCACGGCUCCACUCAUCCCUAAUGAGCACACACCUGAUGAUGCCAAGCCGAGCAUUGCGGUCUCAGCAGAAAAGAGCGCCUCCCCCAAAGAGGAGCUCCCUCCUGCUUCAAAGGUCCCGCCCCUGGCUUCUCCCGAGACUGAUGCAGAAGCAUCCAUCGCCAAGGACAAGGGCCAUUAGCUGCAUGAGGGGGCGGCUCUCGUCGUAGCCACUCCCCCGACAUCCUGCCCAGUCAGGAACUGAAACAUUAAUAAUCAACUUGUGAUUACUGUGCGGGUGACUCAGUUAUUCUCCGACUGCCGCCCUACAUUCCACCAGAAGAGAAGAGUUUCUGCGGCAGCUCCUCCUCUUCCCUCCUCUCCUCACCAGUAGCUGCAGAGCUGUUUGAUUGACACUUGCUCCUGCAGGAGGCGGAUGGGGUGAUUUAAUGGAAAGUCAGCAGCUUUUCUGUCUCCUGAACACUGCAUGGAAAAGACACGCAGGGGGAGAAGCUGCUGGAAGAACUGCAGAGGAAAACAAAACUCUCCAAGCAUAUGACAUCCCCGCAGGUCACCUGUGGGUCACUCUAAUUGUCAAUACUACUUUUAUUCUUUAUUUAAAAUUGCAUAAUGACAUUUAUUGUGAGAGGCCAGUUCAAAUAUACUCCUUGCAAGUGUCUGGCAAAGACGAUAUUACUUCUGGACAUGUAUAAAACUUCAUACAUACGGUCAGUUCUCUGUUGUGUGCACAUUACAUGCCCUAUGCAAACCAUGAGACGGCUGGACAAGCAGCUUUGUGAUGAUGAGAGUUAACACCUGUCAGUCAGUGAGUACACAUGAUGUCCAGGCAGGAGGAGGACAUGCAAAUCUUUAGCUGAGAUAUCCUAAAGGCUCCUUCCAGGCAAGUGAAAAUCUACCUUGUAUUCUGAUAUUGCUGCAUUCAGUACUGUUGUUACUUACGUGCAUCUUUUGUUUUUCUAAAGUGAUCCAGACCAAUGCCUGUCCUUCCAUUUUUAUAUAAUCAAGGAUGUAGUGUGACGUCGGUGCUCUGAAAUAGAUGAAAUUGCUUGGUGAGUCUUGUAUCCAGGAGACGCUCAGCCCAGUCCCAGUAUGUGUGUGAGAGAGACGACCUGACUUCUGAUGAUAGUAGACACUAGUAGUAACAGUGCCUUAUCAUGUAAUAGUUGCACUUUCAGAUGCAACUGAGGUCGACCAACAGAGGAGCCCUUGAUCCGUUCUAACCACUGACACAGUGUUCAAUGAGAAAUGACGACUUUUAUCAGUCUGGUGGUUCCCAGCCUGUAGGUUUGGACCCCCACAAAUAGUUUCAAGAUCAUCUAAGGCAGUGGUUCACAACUGAUCCAGCCACAGUGUCCAGAUUUCUUUUCUCUCCUUCGUCAUUAGUUCAAUGUCCACACAGUCUAAAAUAUUCAGCGCCAUCCUUGCAUAUGGCCAUGUCAUUGAGCUAGUUUGCUAUCUCUGUUAAGUGGCUGCUGUCGGUUAGUCACCCACUCUACAGCAGAGAACAGCACUUCAAAAUAAAAGCUCUGUGCUGGAAAUUUACUGCACUUAAAAGUAAAGUGUGUUUUUUUUUAACAAAACUGACAUGUUUGCAAGUCACUUGCGGUCCAUUCAGAAUGGACCAUGACCCGCCAGUUGAGAACCACUGAUCUAAGGGGUCAUGAGAUAAUUAAAGAAAUAGUUUGAAAUUUUGGGAAAUAGGAUAUUCACUUUCCUGCAGAGAGUUAGAUGAGAUGAUCGCCACCACUCUCAUGUAUGUGUAAUGAAUAUGAAGCUACAGCCAGUAGCUUGUUAGCUUAGCUUAGCAUAAAGACUGGAAACAAGGGGAAACAGUGAGCCUGGCUCUAUCCAAAACUCAAAAAUACACUUACCAGCACCUCUAAAGCUAUCUGUUGAUUUGUUUAAACUGUACAAAAACCUUUGUGUGAAAACAACAAGAAGUCAAGAAAGAGUUUCACCUGUACACAAUAAUCAAAUGCAAUACAGCAUAUUUAAUUCAUGAGUUUAAAGCUGCUUUCACACGGCCCUGACAACCACACUGACGACCGCCCUGACAACCACCUACCGAAGAAAGAGAAGUCAAGAAAGUCCCAAAAAGCAAAUUGUUUCUUUUAUAAACUAUUUAUUUGGCUUAUUAUAUAUGACAGUCUGGGUGUGAAAGGGGCAGAGAGAGGGGAUGACAUGCAGCGAAGGCCUGCAGGCUGGAAUUGAACACAUUGCCACUGCCGCAAGGACACUGCCUUUGUAAGUCGGACGCCUGCUCUACUCACUAAGCUACUGGGCGCCCUGCAAAGUGUUUUUAAAAGCGGCUGCUGUGGCCUCAGUCCAAGGCUGCGAUGAAAGGCAGAUACAUUGGUGACCAUCACUGGUAGAAGUGCAAGCUAGCUUGUAGCUGCAUACUGUAACAAGACUAAAGAAAUCACUGAAAUUACCAAAGAUUUAUAAAUGUUGGACAGCUUACCAGUCAUCUAUCUUUGGUGGAAAUGUUUCUCUUCUGGUUGUCCUUAUAGGUUGGUAGGCCUGUCUGCGUAUAGAGACAUCAACAUAAUCAGCUCCUCCAUCUUGUCUUCUUUCUGCUUCCAAUAGAUCGGCCAAAGUCAAGCAGCUAUUGCCAGAAGUUCAACAGGGUGCUGGCAGGCUGAAUUUUUAUUAUUAUUUGUUUAAUCUUUGGACCAAGCCAGGCUACCUGUUUCCCCCUGUCUCCAGUCUUCUUUAGGCUAAGCUGAGCUAACCAGCUGCUGACUGUGGCGUCAUCUUUAGUGUACAGACAAGAAAGGGGUAUAUAUCUUCUCAUCUUACUCUCUGCCUGAAGGCAAAUAAAAAGUGAACCAUCCCAGUGGUCCUUGUUUUGCUUUUAACAAGAGAGAAAAGAAACAUGCUACAAAUCUGUGCUUUUUUUCCUUAUGAAAUCCUGUGAAUUUUUCUUUGGAAAUUCUUGAAAAUCCAAUCUGAGAAGGAAAUUGUACUUGUUGUUUGAACUGGUGACAGCUGGUUUUAAUGAGUCACCGCUCUGACAGGUUGGGAACCACUGAGUUAGACCCUGUGAAGCAAAAACUAAGCAAAGCCAUGGUUGAACUGUACAUAGUUUUAGCAGGUAAAGAUGUACUGAAACCCUCUCAGCUGUUUGGUGAGGAGGAAAGACUGCAGCAAAAAUUUAUUUUGUUUUGUUUUAUAAGUACGGCCGGUGUUAAUUACGCUGCCUGUGAGCUUGAGCACCUCCUCCUGCUAAUCACACCAGAGCUGAUCUUCCUCUGAGUUCUUUUCACUGUCUGUCCUCCCUCUAUACAAACAUAUUAAACUCCUCUCCUUCUCCCUGCAUCUUUGCUGUGACAGUUAUCCUUACAGUGCGCCUAGGGCCGAGGCCGCCUCCGCUGCAGCCGUCUGUGGCAGGCUCAUUAUCGCCGAGAACGAAGCUGAGGCAGAGAGAUCCUUUCUUUUCACACAUCUGUGUAUGUCAGCCUUUAAUGUGGCUCGAGAGUUUAUUUUGUUUUGGUCACAGAUUGCUCAAGGGGACAGCAUCCACACUGAGGAAAGACAGAGAGAGAAAGCGAAGCUUCUUUUAGUAUUUAAAUGAUGUUAGCUGAUAGCGAGGGUUUGUAAUAGUGAUUGUGUUGUAUGCAAGACAGAGUUAGUAUUUGUGAAAUAUACUUGUGUAUCAGCAGCAUUGUAUCAGAAAUCUGCCCGAGAUUAUUUAUUAUCAAGACUCCAGACAGUCACAAUAUCUCCUAAAGAUUUUUGCCAAACAGAGUGGAAAAUGAAUUUUAGGAUGCUGAGAUUGUUGGCAGCUGUUUGAUUGUUUGCAUUGUACCAUAACAAUAAUGGAGUAGUUGAAGGCAUAAGAUAUCAGACACCCUGUAUGAUAAAAGCUUAAUGUAAGCCUGUUCUUUUCCAUUGUAGGUUCAUCUGUGGAUGAUUUUCUUGGUUAACUGAUUGAUAGUUUGGUUUAUAUCAUGUCAAAAAAGUUGACAUAUUGAAGUUGACAUAUUAUUUUGUCAAACCAACAGAUCCAUAACUUCAAAAUAUUCAAUUGACUAUUAAAAAAAAUCAGAAAAAAUGUACAUUUGAAAAGCUGGAACUAGCACAUUUUGGGCAUAUGUGCUUUAAAUAUUAGUUGCCAAUCAAUUUUCUGUUGAUCGACUAAUCGAUAGAUCAGCAAUAGAUUAGUCUCUACACACUCUGAGAAAAGGAAAGAUAAGUGACACAUCUCUAUUUGAAGAAGCUGUAAAGUGUGUGGCAGUAUUUGUUUCUGUGAAGUAUAAAAAAGUGAAAUUGCUGAGUAUUUGUUUGGAAAACUUUCCAAUAAGAAGUACUAACUCAAGACCAGGUUUUAAAGCUGAAGUUAGUGGCUGAACUUUCUUUGUGGAAAGUAUUUGAAGACAGUUUUGUGUAUUUGAUCGCUUUGCGUUGCUGUCACCGAGAAGCAAGAAUGUAUGUGAUUGAUACUCUAUAAAAGAAGGGACAGGAGAUUUUGAAAGGGACAUUUGAAGUUUAAUUUUUAGCUCUUAAGGCGAUAGAGACUGUAGAUUCAAGCUGAGCUCUUGUACGUAUGAUUCCUGUGUUAAAUUGCCAUGACGUGGUCAGAUCUGAAUGCUCUGAUCAAUCUAUUACAUUGCAUUAUGUAUACAGAUACAGUACUAUACCAUUGAUGGAACUCUUUAUUUAUGUUCACUUUGUUUAGUAUCAGCACUGUGAUUAUAUGUAUUUCAUUCAAUUUACUUCACUUCUUUUUACAUGAUCAGUGUGUCUGGUAAAUAAACAAUACUGUCUUAUUAUUAUU
Messenger RNA from Epinephelus moara (kelp grouper), 6328 nucleotides. RefSeq names its product zinc finger DHHC-type palmitoyltransferase 9 (gene zdhhc9). Gene Ontology annotation, molecular function: protein-cysteine S-palmitoyltransferase activity. Gene Ontology annotation, biological process: protein targeting to membrane; peptidyl-L-cysteine S-palmitoylation. The coding region runs from base 569 to 1732 and encodes 387 amino acids. NCBI's taxonomy places the organism in Eukaryota, Metazoa, Chordata, Actinopteri, Perciformes, Serranidae. The transcript is spliced from 10 exons. Gene Ontology annotation, cellular component: endoplasmic reticulum; Golgi apparatus. The record is from RefSeq and is a predicted model, not a curated record.